AUGGGAAUCACGUCUUCUGAAUUGGAAGCCCGAUACCAAAAUGCCGUUGGAAAGACCAAGAACGCGCUGGGAAGACGACUUCAAGAACUUCUGUCCCACCAUGUUCAACUUGUAGACUUGGAGAACCGACGUGACAUCCCCACCUCGUUUGCUGGCGAACCGCUUUUCUUACACUAUCGGAGCAUAAAAAUAACUUCUACAAAACGUGGUUGCGACCAGAAAGAAGAACACUUCCGCAACCUGCGCAGAAAUUCGGGUGGCCAUAAACGUCCCGGUGCCCAAUUUACAAUGAUUCUGCAGCUGACCGGAUUCGAAGAACAAAAAUAG
Molecule: messenger RNA, 327 nt
Organism: Bursaphelenchus xylophilus (pine wood nematode)
Lineage: Eukaryota; Metazoa; Nematoda; Chromadorea; Rhabditida; Aphelenchoididae
Source: the annotation of a GenBank genome assembly